CUCCCCUCGCCUUUAUUUCUUCAGGCCUCUACACAGAGCUGAGAUCAUUCUCGGCCAGACCUCUUCGGGGACAGUUUCUAUCCCUGGCGACCAUGAAGUCCUCUGCAGACAUGAUCCGGCUGAAAAAUCUGGAGACGGGAGAGAUAUCCGUGGAUCGGCUGGCACAAAACCAUUGCCUCCAGGAGGCAGCAUGCACCAGAGAUGCUUGCAAGGGUGCCCUGAUGUUCCAGCAUAUGGUAAAGACCACUUACUCGGCACGCCCUAAAGAGCAACUGAUACUUCAUGCUAAGGACUUUCUCAGUCAGUACUAUGGUUCUCUUAAGAGUGAAGAAGAAGCCAAGGCUCAGAAAUCGGUGAAGAAUGGACAUGGACUGCCAGCCAGCGUUAUGGCGAGGAUCACAGAAUCUUCGAAUCAGGCAAUGAACGCCAGGUGGGGAGAAGUCCUGAAGGAAAUCGAACAAACGGGCACCUACAACUUGACAACGAGUGAGUUGGCGUUCGGAGCUAAGUUGGCCUGGAGGAACGCUGCCAGAUGUAUAGGGCGAAUUCAAUGGUCGAAGCUCCACAUGUUUGACUGCCGCCAUGUUACCACCACCAGGGGCAUGUUUGAGGCUAUCUGUGAGCACAUCAAAUAUGCAACCAACAACGGCAACAUAAGGUCCGCCAUCACAGUUUUCCCGCAGAGGACAGACGGCAAGCAUGACUACAAAAUUUGGAAUCAGCAGCUGAUCGCCUACGCUGGCUACAAGAACGCUGACGGAACCAUCACCGGAGACCCUGCGUACGCUGAUUUUACCGAGAUCUGUAUCAAACUGGGGUGGAAGAGCAAGAGAACAAGCUGGGAUAUCCUACCUAUUGUGUUGUCUGCCAACGGGCAAGAUCCUGAUUUCUACGACUACCCUCCUGAGAUUAUCUUAGAAGUACCCUUCGUCCACCCUGAGUAUGAGUGGUUCGCGGAGCUGGGUCUACAGUGGUACACGGUACCGGCAGUCUCCAGUAUGAUGUUCGACUGUGGAGGUCUGCAGUUCACCGCUGCCCCCUUCAACGGCUGGUACAUGAGUACAGAGAUCGGAGCCCGGAACUUGUGUGACGCCACCAGAUACAACCUUCUUGAGACCAUCGCUAAGAAGAUGGGAUUGGAUACGAGGACGCCAGUGACGCUUUGGAAAGAUAAGGCCCUAAUAGAAGCCAAUCUUGCAGUCCUACACAGCUUCCAGUUGAAGAAUGUGACUAUUGUUGACCACCACACCGCGGCGGAGUCCUUCAUGAAGCACUACGACAAUGAGCAGCGACUACGCCGGGGCUGUCCCGCCGACUGGGCCUGGAUAGUGCCUCCGAUAUCCGGAUCCAUCACUCCGGUCUUCCACUUGGAGAUGGCUCACUACAAUCUCUAUCCCACGUACAUAUAUCAGGAGAAAGCAUGGACUGUGCAUGUGUGGAAUGAAGAAAAGAAUGGAUUCAAAAAUAAAAAGAAAGGCCAAAAUAUUAAGUUUACCCCAAUUGCAAGAGCUAUCAAAUUCACAUCAAAACUCUACGGAGGUGCCCUUUCAAAAAGGAUCAAGGCCACGAUCCUGUACGCAACAGAAACCGGCAAGUCCGAGCAGUUUGCCAAGAAACUCAAUGACAUCCUCAGUCACGCGUUUUACUCUCAGUGCCUGUGUAUGGAUGAGUAUGACAUGAACGAUAUUGAACAUGAGAGCCUGUUUUUUGUCGUUGCUUCUACAUUCGGCAAUGGCGAUUCUCCCGAGAACGGACAGUCAUUUGCACACAGCUUGUUCGCUCUAAAGGGAGAAAACAACGAAAUAAUCGUCAAAAAGCAGUUAAAUUCUGCCACCCUAAUCAGAGCGAACAGCCAAAGAAAGCAGAAGCAGGAACGUAGAACUUUUGUGACAGAGCUAAAUUCUAACUUGAACAAUAACAAUGGCCGUUUAGGAAAUGUCAGGUUCGCAGUAUUCGCUCUUGGAUCGAGCGCCUACCCCAACUACUGUGCUUUCGGAUCCUAUGUGGAUACUCUACUGGAGGAGCUGGGAGGGGAGCGAUUGCUGAAGAUGACAACCGGAGACGAGAUGUGUGGUCAACAGCAAGCCUUCAUCAAGUGGGCACCUGAGGUCUUCCGGGCUGCAUGUGAAAGGUUUUCGCUGGAAGAUUGUGGUGAUUUCAUUGAUUUGGCCAAGAGCCUGCAGAGUGCACCCAUCACCGCAUCCACUGUCCGACUUACAGAAUGUCCUGCGAUGAACCUGAAGGAAGCUUUGGGCAAGUACCACAACAGGAAGGUCUACCAGUGCACCGUCGCCUGCAACCGGAACCUGCACAGUGAUGACUCUCCCAUUGUGACCCUCGGAGUGGAGUUGGACACAGAAGAAGGUGUGGAAUACGAACCCGGGGACCACGUGGGGGUCCUGGCUUGUAAUAGGACUGAACUGGUAGAAGGAGUUCUGAAGCACUUGGAUCUUUCGGAAUUGAACCCUGAUCGUCCUGUUGAGCUACAGCUUCUCAAAGAAACUCAAGCUUCUUCGGGGGUGAUGACUGCGUGGGAAGCUCACGAGCGCCUACCCCGAGCCUCUCUCAGGGUGCUACUGACUCGGUUCCUGGACAUCACAACACCACCUACCCCCGACUUUCUGAAUUUCCUUGCUUCUUGCGCAACUGAUCCUAAGGACAAGGAAAAACUUGAGCUUCUAGUCGAGGAUCCGACUGCGUAUGAGGAAUGGAGGCACUGGAGCUUCCCGCACUUGCUGGAGGUACUGGAAGAGUUCCCGUCGGUGAAGCCACUCCCCGCCCUCCUGCUGGCACACCUCACCCCUCUCCAGCCUCGGUUCUACAGCAUCUCAUCCUCCCAGGCUCUGUGUCCUAAUCAGGUCCAUCUCACCGUCGGAGUUGUAUCUUACCGUACAGAAGGUGGAGAAGGGCCUGUUCAUUAUGGAGUGUGUUCAAAUUACCUUAAUGACGUCAAGAAGGACGACCAAGUAUACUUGUUCGUGCGCAGUGCUCCAAGCUUCCACCUGCCCGAUGACAUCUCUAAGCCUAUCAUUCUUGUGGGCCCUGGCACAGGCAUUGCACCUUUCAGAGGCUUCUGGCAACAUAGAUUUGCCCUUAAGAAGAACGAAGGUCUCUCAGACGUUGGGAAGAUGACGUUGUUCUUCGGAUGCAGACUGAGAUCCCUGGAUCUACACAAGGAAGAUAAGGAGAAGAUGGUAACCGAAGGAGUUCUUGAGAAGGUCUUCCUCGCGUUGUCCAGAGAACCGAGCAUCCCAAAGACAUACGUGCAAGACCUUAUGCGUGGAGAGGCAAAAUCUCUCUACAGGAAACUGGUUCUGGAGGGAGGUCAUUUCUACGUUUGUGGUGACGUCACCAUGGCAGAGCAUGUCCUGCAGACUCUGAAGGCCCUUCUGCAAGCUGAAAGCAAAAUGAGCACUGACGAAGUCGAGAAAUACAUGCUCACGCUCAGGGCUGAGAAUCGCUAUCAUGAGGACAUUUUUGGAGUCACUUUUCGGGUAUCAGACAUCCACAACAAGACUCGAGAGACUGUCAAGGUCAAGUUGGCUUCACAAUAGUACCACGCUUGACAUUUGAGAAGACUUCACUUUGAAUCCAGUAGUAGUAAUAGUUUUAUAUGUAGGCUACAUUGCCUGCUCAUAGUAGUCAUAUUCACAUAUUAUUACAUUCAUAAAAUGGAUUAAUAUUUAUUUUCAAUUAAGACUGAUUGUCAUUUGUGAUUGCUAUUUAAAAUACCAUCUGGUAUAUAUUCUUACAAUAUAUUUCGUUUAAAGAUUGAUAAUAUAUAUUACAGAAUAAUAAAUUCACAAUUGUUUUAGUAAUAAUAAAUAUAUAUUUUUAAAUAUA
Homalodisca vitripennis (glassy-winged sharpshooter) is the source of this 3843-nucleotide messenger RNA. Its product is annotated as nitric oxide synthase, salivary gland-like. Gene Ontology annotation, biological process: nitric oxide biosynthetic process. Gene Ontology annotation, molecular function: heme binding; FMN binding; nitric-oxide synthase activity. Lineage: Eukaryota; Metazoa; Arthropoda; Insecta; Hemiptera; Cicadellidae. The coding region runs from base 93 to 3554 and encodes 1153 amino acids. The record is from RefSeq and is a predicted model, not a curated record. The transcript is spliced from 25 exons.